Molecule: messenger RNA, 3045 nt
Organism: Gryllus bimaculatus (two-spotted cricket)
Lineage: Eukaryota; Metazoa; Arthropoda; Insecta; Orthoptera; Gryllidae
Source: the annotation of a GenBank genome assembly
AUGUUUGCUGUGGCUAGUUGCUGCGCGGCGAGGCGGGUGCGAGUGUGUGUGUGUGUUGGUAGGUGCGCGGGCGCGGAGACUUCCCGAGAUGAAGAUGAGCAAGCGCGCGGCGCGCCGCCGGGGCCCGGCCCCGGCCCCCGGCCCUGCCCCCGCGCCGCCCCGGCGCCGCCCCCGGCGCCGCCCCCGGCGGCCGCCCGCAAGGAGCUCAAGCGGCCGCUGCCUCCCGCCCACAAGGUGCGCCCGCGCAGCGAGCCUUUUUCUCGCGACCUGACUUGCCACUCAUUCAAAAGUUUAAUACAAAUGUACGAAAAUGACUUGCGAACGCAGCGAUUGCGGUAUUCGUGGGGUCUGUGUUUGUCCCUUUGCUUGCUUCGUUGCUGCUCCACGGGAGGCCGGUGGACGAGCGGCAGGCGCGUGUUGCAGGCGUGCGCGCGCGCGCGUGCGCCGGGGCGCGUGGGCGCGGGGGCCGUGGGCUGCGUGUGGCAGCCGCCGGGCGCCGGGGAGCGCGUGCGCCGCCGCCAGUGGCCCGCCCGGGGCAUGCACGAGCGCCCCGAGUGGCCGCGCGCCGGCGCCGCGCGCUCGCCCUCGCCCUCGCACAGCCCCGCCUCGCCCCAGCCGCAGCCGCAGCCGCAGCCGCAGCCACAGGUACUGGCGGACCUUCUGCUUCACUAUGCGCUGCACGUGACAAUCAACUGGGUCCGGGGCGCCACUUCGCUCCUCUUUCCAUUCUCCAUUUUGAGUAACCGUACUGCCAUUGCUUCGUUUCUUAUGUCUUACUUAAGCAUAAGCACGGAAGCUGGCAAGCUUUCAAUUUACAUAUGCGGAUUAUGUUCAUGUGCAUAUGAAGAAGAGACAGUACAGAAUAGCACUUAUGGGGAGAUACGUUUUUAUACCCGAACGCGCGCGUCGGCUGCUGCGCAGGCGAGUGUUGUGACGGCGAAGGUGUGUGCGCGGCGCGCGGGCGGCCGGCCCGGCCCCGCCGCCCUCGCCCUGCGCCGCAGCAUGCAGGUGGCUCUGCACGCGGCGCUGGCCUACGGCGCUGAGGUGCUGCAAGAUAUGAAAGAAGAAAUUGAAUCGUGCAAUCAGUUAAAUUCACCACCCAGUGGCAAGAAUCUAUUUAUUCCACAUGCUCUUGACCAGUAUUACAUUAACCAGACUGAUCAUUUUCAUGAUAUAAAUUCAUUGUCACAGAACUUAGAUUCUUCUCACAACAGUGAUGGCAUUUCUCUUUGUUCAGUACAAAUGAGUGACAAAGAAACGUCAUCAGAACCACUGGAUCUCUCAGAGGAAAGCAAUGAAAGCGAUUCAUGUGAGGCAAAAGACGAUCCUCCUGUUUCGGCAGAAAUUAAUUACUCGUGUGGUAUUGCUACGGAAAAUGGAGAAACUUCAUUUUCAGUGAAAGUUGAUGACGGAACUAAUUUCAAGAAUAAUUUCCCGGAAAGCAAAUCAAAAGAGAAUUCUUAUUUACAACCCACAAAGCCUCUCUUAGAUGAAGCAAACACCUCCCCAUGGUCCUUGCACUGUAAGUCGCCUUUGAAAUCAAUUGAUCAUAAUAAAGGACAAAGGGUGUCAUUUGAAUCCAGAAAACUAGACAAGGAAGAUGAUAACGAUGGCAAAAAUAUAUUCUUAGUAACUGGCCAUUUUGAUGAAAGUAAUACAUUUUGCAUUACUUCGUCCACUGAAUACAAGAACUCAGAAGAAGGAGAAGAAGAAGCUCUAACAUCCCACAUCUCUGUUGACAAACAUAUACAAUUAUCUGCUGAAGAUGUUCCAGAUUACACAUUUUCUUCUCCUCACGAACUUUUAAGAAGUACUACAAAUAAUAUUCCCAAUUGGAAGAAAAAUAAUGUUGUGAAUUUUCCCCCAAACCAGUCAAAGUCAUCUAAACUUUUGAAGAGAGAUAACACUGUUAUGAAUGCUGCCACUAUUGACCUGCCGAGGACAAGAGGCUCCAACAGACAAGAAGAAGCACGUGAAGCAGCAACGCAAUUAGCAGAAAAUCCUUUCACUCCACCUACGCCGACCUCCUCACUUCCAAUUUUUGUGAAAAGUAUACCCAAGAGAGAAACCACAGAAAUAAAUACAAAAGUAAUAAUUGUUCCUGUAUCUCAGGAAAAUUCUUCAACCACUUCGAAAUGCCAAAUAGAAGAAUCAAGUUCAAGUUCCAAAAUGUCGCCUGACAAACAGAUUUUGAUUAGAGAUAAAAAUAUAUUUGUGAAAUCAAACUUCUCUUUGAAUCAACCAAGAAAAAGUUCCCUAUCAAAUGUUACUGAUACUUUUUCAUGUGCUGAAUCACAAAAAACCUGCACCCAAAGUUCUCAGGGUUGUUUCAGUGAUUCUUCAGAAUUUGAGGACAAUACUAUUUCUACCCAUAUGGAAACGUCAUCUGGUAUGACAUAUAUAACUCUCCCGAGAGAAAUUUUAAGUCAUUCUGAACAAAAUUCAGGCUCAAGUUCUGAGAACAGUAAAAAAAGAAAGUUACCAUGUACUACCUUGCUGCUUGAAGAAUCUGAUAACUUGCUUCAUAUUUUCUCAGUAAGGAAUUCUGAAGACAAUUUUCCAGAAAAGUUGAACAAUUCAGGACCAUGUUCUAAAGGAAAUGACCUUGUAAAUUGUACUCCAACUAAAAAUUUAGAUCUUUCUUCCCAUGAAAAAGAAAUUUCAACGCCCCAAAGAUCUGAAAAGUCUGAGAAUUGUCUCAGUGAAUCUAGUAUAGACAACAGUGAAAACCUUGUGGACGAACAUGAAAACACUGAUAAUACUAACAUCGAAUUUCAGGCCUCUAAAUAUCCCACGUUUGGGAGUUCCACCUUGCAUGUAGAGCACUCUUUAGGGACAAGCAGCAGCUCUGGAACUGAUGAUAAUAUGCUGGAUAAUAAUAAUGAAAAUCAAGAUAAAAGAGUUUCCAAUGUUGUUGAUUCUCUAUUGCCAUUUAUUCUGCAGAGAGCAAUACACUACUGUAUGAUUUGUGAUGUGGCACCAGAAGAUCUUCUCACAUACCUCAAUUCUCUGCCUCCAGCUUCCAUUCCUGAUUGGUUAGAAUAA